AUGUACUGCCCGCAAAAACACAUUCCUGCUUCGUCCCUGGCGGUCAUGCCGGCCAAGGCCAGGCCGCAUGCAGUGGCGCGCCGCGGCCUUGAGGACAGGCCCGGCCAUGAGGCGCCCGUCCUCUCGGCUGUCUCUGUCUCGUCUGCCGUCCUGCUCACCAACCAGCCUCCGGGCCCACUGCGCUGUUGUUGCGGGCAAAUGGAAUGCCUCUUGCUCAGACACAACUGCUCGGUGCUCGAAAGUGUCGAAAACGAUGUCCGCAUCGCGGCAAAGCUAGGACAGUCCCUUCUUGAACGCCACGAAGCGUAUCUUGCCGAUGCUGAGCGCGACCGUGCCGAGCUCCUCAAGCGCAUCGACCAGCUCGAGAUGGACAAGAAGGAGCUCGAGGCCGAAAAUGCGCGCAAGAUCGAGGAAAACCGCGCUCUGCUCGACCAGCUGGAGGCACUCAACUCCAACGUCACCGACUCGGACACUCGGCUCAAGCUGCUCGAAGCCACCCUGCAGUCCUCGCAGCAGAUCAUCCGCCGGCUUGAAGGUGCUGCAGGACGAGCUGAUGACAUGGAAAGACACCUCGCCGCCCUCGAGGCCGAGCAGGCCCUCCUGCAGAGCACCCUGGUAGCCUCCGAGUCCGAAGCCCGAUCGGCUAUCCAGCGAUGGAAGAGGGCCGAGCGCGGCAUCGCCGACCUGCAAGACCAGCUGGAGCGGAUGGAAAGGGAGACCAAGCAGGAGAAGGAGCGCCAUAUGGAAGUCAUGGGCCGCGUCGAGCGGCAGCGAGCCGUGGAGAAGGAACUCAGCACGGCAGCCGGACGACUGAAGGGUGCAGCGGCUGCCAAAUCGCUGCAGGACAACAACAAGGCUGGUGGAAGCGGCGUGGUGUCCCAUUUUGUCCGCGACCUGCUUCAGGACAAUGCGAGCAUGCAGCUGGGCAUGGCCGAGCUGCGCGAGAUGCUCAUCAACUCCAACGACGAGAUUCAGCAGCUGCGUGAUCAGCUGAUGUACCACCAGCCUCUCACAGACGACAACCCUGGAGCCGCUUCGACCCUGCGAGCGGAGCUGGAGGACAUGACGCCCGACAGUCCGGAAACCCCAGAGAGGAUCGCGAGCCCACGAACCCCUCGGCCGACUCGCCACGUCUCGGCUCUGUCACAGGAACUGCACAUCCACCACCACCACCAUGUCAGCAAGAAGAGGGCCGAACCACUGCGACCCAAGAAGAAACGCUUGGGCCUGUCGCCCCAUGUGUUCACGCCACCCGCCCCGAUUGCAACCACCCAGCUGUCGCGGACGGUGGGCCUCAACCACGAAUCGGCCUCCACGAGCAGCCCGUCUCGCAGCUCGUCUCGUCACAUGAGCAGGGAUUCUGUAUCCACCACCUUUUCGGGCCCAUCCAACAGGUGGUCCGGAUUCUCUGACCGGCCGUCCGACUUCUCUCCGUCGUCGGUUCCGAGCUCACCGCGGACGUACCGACGCAGCUCUAUUUUCGACCGCGUCGCCAUUCCUGAUAUAUCUCUCCCGACUUCGCCGGCGACGAGUGCUGACCCGAUGUCUCCAUCCUGGCGGCCGAAGGGCUGCCGAAUCGCGACACUGGACGACUCCCUGGCCUACGGAUCCUCCCCGCCCACUCGGAUGUCGGGGCACGGCUUGGCUGUCAUUGAAGAUGAUGAGGAUGACUCCUCCGAAGACGUUUCCGAUUUCACGUCGAACGCGUCUAUCCGUUCCCAGGCGACCACACCGAUGCGGAUGCCAGAUGCUUCGCUCCUUGACAUCAUCAUCCCCGAGGAAGGUUGCGACAUGCACAACGAGACGGAUCUGUUACCUCCUAUCAAGCUACAGAAUGGGCGUCGGACGCGGCAUCGGACCCUGUCCCAGGAGUCCAUCGUCUCGCUGAAAGGCGGCCUGGACAUUCACACGCUCAAGACGCGCCCUAGCCAGCUCACGUUGCGACCGCUGGGGACAUACGGAAGCUCGUUGGCCAACACAGGUAUCAGCUCCGUCACCGCACGGCCCAUCAUCUCGAAAGGCCGUCCUAGCACAUCGAGGAGCAACACGAUGCUUCUUGACAGUCUCUACAGCGGUCUGCCGACUCCCAGGUCAAGGGUGGCAUCGAGCUCGCUUGCCCCUGGCACGACUAACGGCGCGGCAACAUUGACGGGAGCUCGGAGACUCAGCAAGCUUGUUGGGUGGAGGCCGUGGAACGGCGGUGGUGUCGCAUCCUCCGCAUCCAACUCGUCAUCUACGGCGGCAUCAGCGGCGACUGCGGAGCCUACGGGCGCCACCGUAUCUGUGGCAGCAUCAGAGACAGGCAGCCAGAGCGAGAUCAGCACCAGUGGCCACAGUGAAGCGGAAACUGCCGUCAGCAACGGUGACAGCAACAGCAGCAAGAAGAAACUAGACAGCAAGGCAAAAAGCAGUCAUACCUCACUCGGCAAGUCGCUACAGGACAUGCUGCGUGCCCCAGGCAUCAACCAGCCAGGUCCAGUUCCUGGCUUCUUUGAGUACUGGACAACCCACCAAGCACGAGGGGUUCCCAGCAACGUACACCCAGAUGAUGUCGAUCACGAGGCCUUGCGGGACGGCCUAGAAAACCAGUGA
Molecule: messenger RNA, 2592 nt
Organism: Grosmannia clavigera kw1407
Lineage: Eukaryota; Fungi; Ascomycota; Sordariomycetes; Ophiostomatales; Ophiostomataceae
Exons: 2
Coding region: 1-2592 (863 amino acids)
Source: RefSeq, a predicted model, not a curated record